GGAGGAGAGCGCCUUUCUUCCUUCCUUCCUUCCCUCCUUUCUUUCUUUCCUUCUCCGCGGUUUCCUCGUUGGGCCUUCGGGUGCCCCCUCCCCGGCCUUCGCCAUGCCGGCGCUGCUGGAGCGCCCGAAGCUGAGCUCGGCCAUGGCGCGGGCCUUGCACCGGCACGUGAUGGUGGAGCGGGAGAGGAAGCGGCAGGAGGAAGAAGAAGUAGACAAAAUGAUGGAGCAGAAGAUGAAGGAGGAGCAGGAGAGGCGGAAGAAGAAAGAGAUGGAGGAACGCAUGUCUCUGGAGGAGACCAAGGAGCAGGUCCUGAAGCUUCAAGAGAAGCUCCAAGCCCUGCAAGAAGAGAAACACCAGCUUUUCCUGCAGCUGAAGAAGGUCCUCCACGAAGAGGAGAAGCGCCGUCGCAAGGAGCAAAGUGACAUGACGACUCUGGCAGCCGCUGCCUACCAGCAGGGCAUGGCAGUCCACGCUGGGACCCACAUCCUCAACAUGCAAGGGAGUCCCGGCGGACAUAACCGGGCCGGGACCCUGAUAUCGGCCGAUCGAGCCAAACAGAUGUUUGGGCCGCCUGUGAUUACUACGCGCCACUUUGCUACGCAGCCGGCCUUCUCCACCAGCGCUCCGGAACAUGGCCAGUACCAAGGCGGCCAGUCCGGUCACAGCCCUUACGCUGUGGGACAGAGCCAGCACACGGUUCCCGUCAGCUAUGCCAGCAGCCAGUCCAUCCGAGGUCCCUCGGCCUUCCCGACCAUGCAGUACCUGUCGCAGCAGCAACCAGGCUACAGCAUCCACAGCCACUUCCCCACCGCCCAGCCAGGUUUCAUCCCUCCCAGCACCACCAUCCCGCUCCAAAAGCAACUGGAGCAUGCCAACCAGCAGUCGGGGUUUACUGAUUCGUCGACCCUGCGCCCCAUGCACCCCCAGGCCCUGCACCCCAACCCGGGCCUCCUGCAGGGACCCCAGAUCCCUGUCCAGAUGCAAACAGCAGCCAAGCCCACUUUGGCCUACACGCAUCCCGCUCGGCCCGCCUCCCCCGGCAGCUUCUCCCACGGGACCGCCCCCCAGCAGCCCCACACGUCCGGCUUCCAGGCUUCGCCGCAGCCAGCCCCCCGGCACCCCUUCAUCCAGCACCCCAGCCAGGGCCAGCGCUUCUACCACAAGUGAGGAGGGGGCCUUCCCUCUCCGGUCUUUCCCAGCCCCCUCCAGCUUGAAGAAACAUAACUUUCACCGCUCGUGUGUGUCUGUAGCUUUGUUCUUCCCUCAUUCUUGCUGAAAUUUGUGAAAGCCAGAGCAAAUACAUUUUGUGCGAAUCAUUUGGAGCCAA
Messenger RNA from Anolis sagrei ordinatus, 1328 nucleotides. It is a transcript of the gene GPS2, whose product is annotated as G protein pathway suppressor 2. Gene Ontology annotation, cellular component: transcription regulator complex. Gene Ontology annotation, molecular function: transcription coregulator activity. Gene Ontology annotation, biological process: regulation of transcription by RNA polymerase II. Lineage: Eukaryota; Metazoa; Chordata; Lepidosauria; Squamata; Anolidae. The record is from RefSeq and is a predicted model, not a curated record.